UCUCUCUCAAUUUUCUAUAUUUGUCUAUUUCCCUUCUUGAUUUCUUGCUCUCUCCUUGAAAAAUGAGCACCAUUUGUGCUGAUCAACACAAGCUUUAUCCCUCCCACCAACUCUUUUCUUCUUCUUCUUCUUCUUCUUCUUCUUAUUACAAGAAACCCUUCAAAGACCUUGAAAUCCCUCCAAGGAAACUCCUCCUCACAAAGAAAGCCUUCCAAGAUUCCCCUGAUAAUAUUAUGUCUCCUUAUUAUGAGCCUAACCUCCAUAACUUCCUUCAUUAUAAUGACCCCAUUGAUUGUGAUCAUGGUCAUGUUCAUGAUCAUCAUUCUCGCGGCAAAGUUGCUGAUGAGGACAUGGAUCCUUACUCCUCUGAUAAUUUUCGCAUGUAUGAGUUCAAGAUCCGUCGCUGCACUCGCUGCCGCAGUCAUGACUGGACUGACUGCCCUUUUGCCCACCCUGGUGAAAAAGCUCGCCGGAGAGACCCCAGGAAGUACCAUUACUCUGGAACCGUUUGUUCUGAGUUUAGACGUGGUGGUUGUAGCCGUGGAGAUAGCUGUGAGUUCGCUCAUGGUGUGUUUGAGUGCUGGCUUCACCCUUCUCGCUAUAGAACUGAAGCUUGUAAAGAUGGCAAGAACUGCAAGCGAAAGAUUUGCUUCUUCGCUCACUCUCCUCGCCAACUUCGUAUUCUCCCCGAGGCUUCUUGCGUGGGUGGAAAAUACGAUGAGAGCUUGGUGACUUGUUCUCUUAACCAUGGACAUUGUUGCUGCUUGGCUUGUCAUUCUGUGAUUUCCUCUCCUACCUCUACUUUAUUGGGUAUAUCCCAAAUGUCGCCGCCAGUGUCUCCUUCAUUGUCACCGCCUCUUUCGCCGAUGAAACAGAGGUCAAUAAGUGGGCUUUCGCAAAAUUCUCGAUUCGGUGAUCGUUUGAGCAAUCUUAGGUCUGGAAUCGUGAGCUAUAAAGAUGUGCUGGCGGAGCUAAUGACUUCUUUGGAUGCCAUGAAUUUGAAUAACGAUGCAGCAGCUGCUGCUUCUUCACUCAUUUCCUUUUCUGCAGCCAAUAACAGAAAUAUGAACAUUCCCUGCAUUGGCGAAGAUCAUCAUCAACAGUUGAUUCUUUCACCUUCAACAACAGAGCCUCGCGGUGGGUCAAGGAAUUCUUUCAAUGGAAAUUAUUCAAGCAAGGGAUCUAUUGAUGAAAAGAUUAAAAAUGACGGUAAGAAUGGAGGUCCUGGUCCUGAUCCUGAUUUGGAUCUUGGAUGGGUGAACGAGCUCUUGAUGUAG
Manihot esculenta (cassava) is the source of this 1277-nucleotide messenger RNA. RefSeq names its product zinc finger CCCH domain-containing protein 2. Gene Ontology annotation, molecular function: metal ion binding. NCBI's taxonomy places the organism in Eukaryota, Viridiplantae, Streptophyta, Magnoliopsida, Malpighiales, Euphorbiaceae. The record is from RefSeq and is a predicted model, not a curated record. The transcript has a single exon. Bases 63 to 1277 code for a protein of 404 amino acids.